This is a messenger RNA of Fusarium verticillioides 7600, 1277 nucleotides long. RefSeq names its product DnaJ like subfamily C member 8. Lineage: Eukaryota; Fungi; Ascomycota; Sordariomycetes; Hypocreales; Nectriaceae. The coding region runs from base 73 to 717 and encodes 214 amino acids. The record is from RefSeq and is a predicted model, not a curated record. The transcript has 3 exons.
CCUAUCUUCACUCACUUUCAACCUUGUUGGCUCUUCAUCAUUUCAACCUCUAGAAACUUAUCAUUGCCCAUAAUGUCCAGCAAAGAUUCGAAAGAAGAUAAAGAUGCGCUCGAUGCUCUUGAGCUUGAGGCCAAAGAAUUUGAUAAGGAUGCUGAGAUUGAUCGCAUCUUGAAGGCAUUUCGCCUCGACGCUUAUGCCGUUCUUGAUCUCCAACCUGGUGUCCCUGACUCAGACAUCAAAGUUACGUACCGCAAGAAGUCUCUACUCAUCCAUCCCGAUAAAACAAAGAAUCCACUGGCUCCAGAUGCCUUCGAUCGGCUAAAGAAAGCCCAGACAGAGCUCAUGGACGAGAAGCACCGUGCACGGCUAGAUGAAGCUAUUGCGGACGCUCGAAUGUUGCUUAUUCGCGAAAACAAAUGGACUGUCGACAGCGAAGAGCUUAAGACAGAAGAGUUCCGAAAGAUGUGGCGUGCAAAAGCGCGAGAUGUUCUCAUUGAUAACGAGCAUCGCCGACGCCGCCAGAUGAAAGCCCAGCUCCAGGAAGAAGGUCGUGAACAACGACGUACUGAUGCCGAGGUGGAAGAGCGUAAGCGCAAGCGACAGCAUGAACAGGAUUGGGAAGCCACCCGGGAUGAGCGGAUCAGCAGCUGGCGACAAUUCCAGAAAGGAUCAGGUGGCGAGAAGAAAAAGAAGAAGAAGCUCAAGCCCAUCGGCUAGAGACAUUGGUAUUUCACGGGAGUUUAUUGGGAAGACAGCACGAAAGGACACGGCUACACUAAACAAUGUCGCGGCUGGUAUGUGAGUUAAAUAAUUAUGAUGAAUGGUUUGGACUCUAAUCAAGUCAGACAAGGUGCCCCCAGGUUUCAAGCCUCACUCGACUCCUGAGACGUCGGUUUUCAGCACGGUAAGUUCAUCAUGGACGUGUAUCAUUGACGUAGACCGCGUGAUGUAUUCGUAGUAUCAUUCAUAUCCAAGGUGCAACUUCAAGUGACUUGAAAUGCAAUUUCAAUGAGGAGAGUGGCCUCGUUGGAGCUUUAUAGCUCCUUCUAUACUACAGGAUUAGUAUACAACAGAUCUGAUGCAGUUGGCAGAUCUACAAGAGUAGUUGGGCUAUCAUAACCCUCCACCGACGCCAUACAAAAAAUAUGAACCUUUUGAACACCAACAAAUGCGCUUCUCCCACUCUAAUUUUAAUAAUACCCCCAGUAUAUGAUACAUAUCAUCAUCAGUCGGAAGUUAUUUAGUUCUUAUCCUUAUCAUCAGAUUUCUUGCUUGAG